GGUUCUUGUUCGCGGCUACGAAAACUAACGUCCGAAUUCACUGAGGCAGAGCAGGCAGCUCGAAGCUGGACCUGCAGUCUCCCGGGACUGACCUUCCGCCGCGCUAGUCCUUCCUCCCAAGCGGGGCGGGGCUGGGGCUGCGCCUCCCGGCGCGGCGGGUGCGGGGCUUGGCCCGGGGGGCCUGGCCCGCUGUCUUUUCGGGACUGCGCGCCCGCCGAGCCAGUGGAGGCGGCGGCUUCCAGGUGAGGGGGCGCCGGGCGCCGCGCUUGUAGCUGUCGCGGCCAUUUUGAUUGAGGGCCCGAGACAAAGCAACCUGGAAACACGGGGCUGGUCUCUGCGGGCCUCACUGCGCGGGAGUGAAGUUCGUGAGGCCGCGUUGCUGCCGUCUCUUAGGGAGGCGUUUUCCAGGUCGGGUCAUCGGUGUACGUCUAUCACCAGCAAUUCCUGUUGAGCCCCUGCUCUCUCCGCCUCUGACUGCUCCCCGACCCCUGGCCCAGGUGGGGCGGUUUCUCCACGGGAGGCUCCGCGGCUCCGGGCCGGCGAGGGGCCGCGCUGGCCUGUAUCCCGGGCUGGCACUUCCCAUGGCGUCACCUGUGGCUCCGCUCCCCACGCGGGAACCAGACUUGGCCGGGCGCAAGGGGAGGAAACCUGAACCCGUGAGCUUCGCGGACGUGGCCGUGUACUUCUCCCGGGAGGAGUGGGGGUGUCUGCGGCCCACGCAGAGGGCCCUGUACCGGGACGUGAUGCGGGAGACCUACGGCCUCCUUGGCACGCUCGGUGAGAGCCGUCCCUGCGCGCCGGGGCCCUCCUUCCCGUCCCCACCGCCCAAACUCCGGGGCCUGCACAUAAGUGGGAGGCCCAUGGUCCGGGGACUCGGGACUGCGUGGAGGCAGUCUCCCAGCAGUGUAGGGUUUGGUUCUUCUUUCCCAGGUUUCAGAAGUACCAAGCCAGCCCUCAUCUCCUGGGUGGAGGAAGAGGCCGAACUGUGGGGUCCGGACGCACGGGAUCCAGAGGUGGGAGAGUGUCUGACAGAAGCAGACACAGCAGAUUCCAGAAACAAGGAAGAGAAAGAACAAAGAGAAGGGACUGAGGCCCUGGAGGAGAUCCUCUCUGUGGAUUCUCGGCCUCCUGGACUGAAGGCUCUCAAACCCUCUUCUGCUGGGCUCCUUUAUGGUUUGGAGCAGCCGCGUAGGGUGCCUCGCCGGGGUCGCCCCCCACUCUGUGCCCAUCCCCCUGUUCCAAGGGCAGACCAACGUCACGGUUGCUAUGUGUGUGGGAAGAGUUUUGCCUGGCGCUCUACCCUGGUCGAGCACCUAUACACCCACACAGGUGAGAGGCCCUUCUGUUGCCCUGACUGUGGUAAGGGCUUCAGCCAGGCCUCCUCUCUGAGCAAGCACCGGGCCAUCCAUCGUGGGGAGCGACCUCACUGCUGCCCAGACUGUGGCCGGGCCUUCACCCAGCGCUCUUCCCUCACCACCCACCUACGGGUACACACAGGCGAGAAGCCCUACUGCUGUGCUGACUGUGGCCGCUGCUUCAGCCAGAGCUCUGCCCUCCACCAGCACCAGCGGGUCCACAGUGGCGAGACCCCCUUCCCAUGCCUGGACUGUGGCCGUGCCUUUGCCCAUGCCUCAGACCUACGGCGCCAUGUGCGCACCCAUACGGGCGAGAAGCCCUACCCGUGUCCAGACUGUGGGCGCUGCUUCCGCCAGAGCUCCGAAAUGGCUGCACACCGGCGCACCCACAGUGGUGAACGCCCCUACCCCUGUCCUCAGUGUGGCAGGUGCUUCGGCCAGAAGUCAGCUAUGGCCAAGCACCAGUGGGUGCAUAGGCCUGAGCCUGGGGGCCAUAGGGGUCGAGGUGCCAGUGUGUUGCCUGUGCCCCUGGCUCCUGGCCAAGGGGACCUGGACCCACCGGUGGGCUUCCAGCACUACCCAGAGAUAUUCCAGGAGUGUGGGUGAUGGUCUCAGAUAUGACAAGGCAAAGGCUGAAGAUCUAGACAUUGCCUGAGGCCCAACCUGGGCCUAGGGGCCUGAACCUCUUUGGCAGCUCCAGGAAGGUCACAGAAUUCCUGGCAAGAAGUGGGCCUGGGGGAUGGGGACUGUCUUAUCUUAGGCUCUUACCAGCUUGAUCUGCUGUUACUUGCUUCCUAUUGUCACAGACUCUAGAAGCCCCCUUUGCUGAGUUAGGGCUGAAGUUAGAACCCCCAUUAAACCUCCACUGUGGGGAAGAAAAGGGUAUUUUUCAGAAGUAUUAGGAGGAUUGAGAUAGAGAAGAACUUUGUUUUACCCAUUGUCUUUUUACUGCAGAAGUUAAAAAUGGGUGGCCGUGUGCUGAAUCUGACCUACAACAGCCUUUUCUUUUUUGCUCAGCCAGCAUUUAAAAGUGUUACGAAAUAUUGGCCAGCAUUUAAAAGUGUUAUGAAAUAUUGGUUAAGAUUUACAAGUUCAGAUAUUUCACACAUAAAUCCAGGUUUCCGGCCUAUCUUGCUGAAUCCAAAGAUUUGGCAACUUGACCUGAGAUCCCACAAAACCACAAAGUGUGGGAGCCCCUUUUGGAUGGAGCUGGAGCCAUGCUCUACAGUUUAGCAUGCCUGCCACUCCUUACCUGCUCCUGACCAGCAUCAGCUGGCACUUGUCAUAGCUUGUGCAUGUCUCUGGCAAAGCAGACCCUCCACAUCUGGCAUUUUCCACUCAUGUACAUGACCUGUUGGGGUUCUGUUUUCAUUUGCAUUUGUAAACUGUAGUUGAUGGCAUUCAAAUAUUCCUGAAUCAGGGAGUCAGGUAGAGCGCAUAUAUGUGAAAGGGUGGCAGAAGUAAAAGCAGGCUUUAUUUUA
Molecule: messenger RNA, 2836 nt
Organism: Manis pentadactyla (Chinese pangolin)
Lineage: Eukaryota; Metazoa; Chordata; Mammalia; Pholidota; Manidae
Product: zinc finger protein 764-like
Exons: 2
Coding region: 582-1961 (459 amino acids)
Biological process (GO): negative regulation of transcription by RNA polymerase II
Molecular function (GO): DNA-binding transcription repressor activity, RNA polymerase II-specific; RNA polymerase II cis-regulatory region sequence-specific DNA binding
Source: RefSeq, a predicted model, not a curated record